AUGAAGGUUCAUUUUCAAGAAGAAACACUUACGAACAUUCUCAGCAGGCUACCUGUGCGGUCUCUUCUUCGGUUCAAAUGUGUUUCAAAAUAUUUGAAAGUGUUAAUCAAUGAACCGUUAUUUAGGCAGCAACAUCUCAAUCAUGCCAAGAAUGACCAAAAUUCUCAAAAGUUUCUCUUUUAUAAAAAGCCAUCUCUGUAUGAUAUAUAUUCCAUAUCUUGUUGUCCUUUAUCGUUGGAUCAACAACAGGUUGGGAAUAUACGGGAACUGGAUUGGCCUUUAAAUCUUAGACCAGAAUAUUGCAAUGUCUAUUGUUGUUGCGAUGGCUUGGUUAUUAUCGAGGUUUGUGAAAAUUCUAUUGGACCUUGCUCACUUUUGCUAUGGAAUCCCACCACGGGAGAAUCAAUUGAACUUCCAUCUUCAAAAUUUUUAGUGAAGGGAUCUUUUUGUUAUGGAAUGAGUUUCGACUCAACUAAUGAUGAUUAUAAGAUCCUUAGGAUUCCCGUGGACUGGAAUGAAUGUAUCAGAGUACCUGGUGAAAUUCUCACGUUGAAAAGUGGUUCUUGGAGAAAAAUAGAUAAACAUCCUCGUCACAUUCAAAGUAUGUUGGAUGGUAUCCAUUCUUUGGCAAUUAUACACGGGGCAUUUCAUUGGGUUGCUAUGUCAAGAAAUACUUGUUUUGUGGUUUCAUUUAAUAUUUCACAUGAAGUGUAUGGAGAUAUCAUACCAUUGCCAGAGAAAAUUUGGUUGUACAACAUUAACGUUGGCGUUUCGGAAUUGGGAGGAAUGCUUUGUGCUUAUUCUAAUGGGUAUUAUCAACGGAAACGCACUUUUAAGUUAUGGAUGAUGAAAGAUUAUGGUCUCAAUGAAUCUUGGAAUGAAGUUUUAUCUAUAGUAGAUCCUGAUAUUAUUAUAGCCUCCUCGAAAUAUAAGUUUGCAAAUGGUGAAGUGUUAAUCUGGUGUGAACAUUUUGAAGGUGAGGAAAAUUCAUAUAGGACACAGAAACGACCGUUUAGUACACUAUUGCCUCGAGGUGUCUUUCAGAAUGGAUUCGCUUUUACGGAGAGCUUGAUCUCUCCAAAAUUACUUAUAACUUAG
This is a messenger RNA of Solanum dulcamara, 1098 nucleotides long. RefSeq names its product F-box/kelch-repeat protein At3g23880. The record is from RefSeq and is a predicted model, not a curated record. The coding region runs from base 1 to 1098 and encodes 365 amino acids. The transcript has a single exon. NCBI's taxonomy places the organism in Eukaryota, Viridiplantae, Streptophyta, Magnoliopsida, Solanales, Solanaceae. Gene Ontology annotation, molecular function: protein binding.